CCAAAUCAUUUUGUGUCCACUGUGGACUGACUGACACACUACUGCUGUUGUGUUUGUGUUGUAAAUCUUUCCUGGCUCCUCCCUCAUGUUUUAGACCGAAUCAUUUCCUGGCAUGAAUACUGGUCUGUUCAGUUUGAAGACUUACAGCAGCUGUGUGUAAAUCUCUUUUAUUAUGGCUUUAGUGGAAACACUUCUCCUGAAUGUCUCCAGCACAGGAGCUUUACUCGCUGCUCUUCUGCUGCUUUUGGUUAUUUAUUUCUGCUUCAGGUCUCCAGAAGAUGACCAAGAACCUCCAGGACCCAAACCACUGCCACUCGUGGGAAACCUGCACAUUCUCGACCUUAAACAACUUCAUGUGAGCCUCUUGAAUUUAUCCAAGAAAUAUGGGUCAGUGUUCCAAGUUCAUCUUGGACCCAAAAAGAUUGUGGUUUUGGCCGGAUACAAGACGGUUAAACAAGCACUGGUGAACCAAGCUGACGAAUUCGGGGAAAGAGACAUCACACCUGUAGUCCAAGACAUGAAUAAAGGACACGGAAUCAUCUUUACGAAUGGUGACACGUGGAAAACCAUGAGAAGAUUUGCUCUCUCAACUCUUCGAGAUUUUGGGAUGGGAAAAAAACUGAGCGAAGAAAAAAUUAUUCAGGAGACGCGAUAUCUGCGGGAAGUGUUUGAGAACUUCCAAGGAAAUCCUUUUGAUACAUCCAAGCCCGUAAAUUAUGCCGUUUCCAACAUCAUCUCAGCUAUUGUUUAUGGAAACCGGUUCGAAUAUGACGACUCAACGUUUAAAGAAAUGGUUAACAGGGCAAACCGGAACAUCCUCAUGAUCGGCUCUGCUGCCAUACAGAUCUACAACAUGUUUCCAGUGCUUAGGCCAUGGCUGAAGACCUGGAGACUUCUAAUGGAAAGUAUGGAGAGCAACCUGGCUGAAAUGCAGGUCCUGGUGGAUCGCUUACGGGAGACCUUAAACCCUCUCGACUGCAGAGGAUUAGUUGAUGCCUUCCUCAUCCAAAAACAAAGCUUAGAGAAAUCCGGAGAAAAUGGUUCGCAAUUUAAUGAUCUGAACCUGCUCAUGACUGUGUCCAACUUGUUUGCUGCCGGUACUGACACCACCGGCACAACGCUACGCUGGGGUUUACUGUUCAUGGCCAAAUAUCCUCACAUACAAGAUCGGGUUCAUGAGGAAAUUGACAGGGUGCUUGACGGACGUGAACCGGUUACAGAGGACAGGAAGAAUUUACCUUACACAGACGCUGUGAUCCAUGAAAUCCAGAGAAUGGCAAAUUUAGUGCCCUUGAAUCUGCCACAUAAAACCAGCUGUGAUGUGAACUUCAAUGGAUAUCUUAUCAAGAAGGGGACGUGUGUUCUGCCACUGCUGACGUCUGUUUUGAGAGAUGAGAGCGAGUGGAAGACGCCCGACACUUUCAACCCUGAACACUUCCUCGAUAAAAACGGUCAGCUGAUCAAACGUGACGCCUUCAUGCCCUUCUCUGCAGGUCGCAGGAUUUGUUUAGGAGAGGGUUUGGCCAGGAUGGAGCUCUUUCUGUUCUUCACUUCUCUUCUUCAGUGUUUUCACUUCACUCCUUCACCUGGAGUCUCUGAAGAUGAAUUGGAUCUCACACCAGUUGUGGGUCUCGUCUUGAGCCCAUCACCACACAAACUGUGUGCAGUCAGUAGGGCAGAAAAACACAACCUCAAUUCAUAAAUAAAAUAGCAGAAUAACUAGUUAAAUAUAUACCUCAUGAUUGUAAAACAUAAAGACUCUUACAAUGGCAUCCAGUGACUUCUUUUUCGAGGGCGCACAUCUCUUUUCUUAUAAACCAUGCAUGCAGCAGGCUCGUAUUUUGACAAGACGCAUUAUCGGACAAAUAUUUUGAAACUGAGCCCCUCGGAAGAGAAGUCACCAGCCACCACUGGACUCUUGUUUCACAUUAUAAGACUCUUAGACUAUUAUAUUAUCUCAUUAGCUUUUACAUUACACAUGUACAUUCUGUGCCUAAACAUAUUCAAUUGUAUUUUUGUUGGAGUAAAAAUGUAUAUGCUGUAUAAAUAUAUAUAGAUCAUUUAUGCAUUUGACAGAUACUUGUAUGCAAACUGACUUACAGGGCAUUUAAGCUAUGUAUUAGUGUGUGUUCACUGGACCCAUGACCUUCUUGCUGCUACCGCAAUGCUCUACAAG
Misgurnus anguillicaudatus (oriental weatherfish) is the source of this 2176-nucleotide messenger RNA. The record is from RefSeq and is a predicted model, not a curated record. NCBI's taxonomy places the organism in Eukaryota, Metazoa, Chordata, Actinopteri, Cypriniformes, Cobitidae.